Ipomoea nil (Japanese morning glory) is the source of this 2253-nucleotide messenger RNA. Its product is annotated as recQ-mediated genome instability protein 1. Gene Ontology annotation, molecular function: nucleotide binding. The transcript has 8 exons. The coding region runs from base 63 to 2069 and encodes 668 amino acids. Gene Ontology annotation, biological process: double-strand break repair via homologous recombination; resolution of meiotic recombination intermediates. The record is from RefSeq and is a predicted model, not a curated record. NCBI's taxonomy places the organism in Eukaryota, Viridiplantae, Streptophyta, Magnoliopsida, Solanales, Convolvulaceae. Gene Ontology annotation, cellular component: nuclear body; RecQ family helicase-topoisomerase III complex.
ACGAAGUCAUAGUUGAAAAAAGUGGAGGGAAUUCGAACCCCGGGCAAAGCGAGCGCAGUGCAAUGUCGACGAUGAGACGCCGCCACCGAAUCGUCUGUUCAUCCGACGAAGAAGACGAAGAGGAAGUGGCUCCACAGCCUCGACAACCACCGCGAGUCGUGGAGGAAGACGAUUCCACAACCGCCAAUCUCAAUUUCGAAACUGUAACCCUCAAUUCCCCCGCCCCUCCCACUCCCCCUCCCUCAUCCGAAGUCGCCGAUUGCGCCGUUGGCCGCGUCUUGCAAGAGAUGGGGCUCCGAUUGCGAGUGGAAUGGCUGCAGUCCUGCCUCGCCCAAUUAGAGGGCUCCAUCCGGGGAUUUCGGGCCUUCGACGACGCAACCAAGGCUAAGCUGUGCUUCCAGCAAUUCCUCUACUCGGAUAUGAAUUUAUCAGGUGCCGGGGAGCUCCCUCUAAACGUCCACACCUUGCAUUCCGUUGAUCUCAAAGGCCCCUUUGUGCUUCAGGUGGACGAGAUAGUUAAUAUCAGCUGUCCUCUAAGAGGAAGGUACCAAGAAUCAUCUGCCGGAAUCAAGAGGUGCCUCAAAUUGUCAAUGACAGAUGGCAUGCAACGCGUGUUUGGCAUGGAAUACAGGCCCAUAAAGGGGCUUGAUGUCAUGGCUCCUGCUGGGACUAAGGUUGCCAUUUGUAAUGUCAAUGUAAGGCAUGGGCUCUUAAUGCUGGUCCCUGAAGUUUUUGAAAUUUUGGGUGGUAUGGUUGAAGAGUUGGAGGGAGUGCGCCAGAGGCUUGUUAAAGAAGUAAAUAAGCCACCAAGGGGAAAAAGAACAAGAAAUGGAGUUGUUCCUCCUUUAGCAACUAGAUUAACUCGUGCCGCAUGGCCUGUAGAAGGUGCUAGUGCUCCAGAAUGCCCUGAUGCUCCCAAAGGAAGUGAUCGACCUCCCCUGUAUCAAGAGAGAGGAACCUUGUCUGGAACCCAUGCCAGUAAUAGGUUUGGAGAUGUUGCAGCUCCCAUCAGGAGGGAAGAUGCUGAAACUGAUCUUUCAUUUGUGGAGGCUAUGGAUAUAUCAAGUAUCCCUGCCAGUAAUAGGGUUGCUGCUCUCAGCAGGAGGGUAGAUGCUGAAAGUGGCCUUUCACCCAUGGAGGCAAUGCAUGCGUCUAGCACUGCUGCAGUUAGUUGGGGAGAUGUUGAAGCUUCUAUCAGUAGGGAAGAUACUGAAAUUGGCCUUUCACCUAUCGAGGUUAUGGAUGUUGAGGAAAGCCAUAUGGUUGACAUAGAAACCAUGUCUACGAUCCCUUCCAGCAGCACCACUGGAGAAGAUAUUGCAGUUUCUGUUCACACAGAAGAUUCUGCACCUAUUUCACUGCCUAAUGGAGCUAUGGAUGCUGAAGACAUUGAUUCCAUUGAUGCAGGAAUUGUGUCCGACACUCUUGCACAAGGCAGAACUCAAAGUAACAUUCCAGUCCAUAUCACAACUGUAGACUCUGAAGAUGAAUUACCUACUGAAGCUAUAGAUGCUGAAGAAGUUUGUAUGGCUGAUGAGUUGGAGCACCCGUAUAUCCUUACUGGAGACAAGGAAAUACCUUUUACUUACAUGGCUUGUUUGUCAGCUAAGUGGGCGGCUGCUAAGGAUAAAACUUCCUCUGUAAAAGGAAAAAUCAAGUGCUUUUUUACUGGUGUGAAGGGUUUUCGAUAUCAACGAAGGAGUACAUAUGAGCUUAGAGUUUACGUUGAUGAUGGAAGCCUCAUCUCUGAGAUACUUAUUGAUCACAAUGUUGUGCAAAAAGGAACUGGUUACUCUCCUAUGGAAGUAACUAAUGCUCUUGCUUCUUCAGAUAUAAAGCAACAAAACGACAUGAAAGAAACUAUGAAACAAUUCCAGAGAUUCCUUGAGAAUUUUGAGGGAACAAUGAUUGUAGAGAUGAAUAAAGAAUCUCCAUUCCCAGUUGCCACUGAAAUGAACCAGGGGUGUCCUGCUUCCGAUGCUUGGCUGCUUCUUAGGCGACUGCAAUCCUUUACUUCGGUGCAAUUACAGCCUCAUCGCGGCUCAGAUACUAUUCAUCUAUCCCCUUAAUGUACUUAUGCAUACUUAAAUUCAGUUAAUUGUGUGAUCAAGCAUUUGAGAGCUAAAUUGCAACAUUUCUUUCCUUAGCAAUUAAUUUUUAAUUUUAUCCUAUAUUUAGAGCUAAAAAGAAUGGAAUGAAAGUUAUAGGAUCAAAUGUAUUUAUAAUCAAAAGAUUUCAUUACGGUUUCAUUCA